Molecule: messenger RNA, 966 nt
Organism: Scomber japonicus (chub mackerel)
Lineage: Eukaryota; Metazoa; Chordata; Actinopteri; Scombriformes; Scombridae
Product: olfactory receptor 2AT4-like
Exons: 1
Coding region: 4-966 (320 amino acids)
Biological process (GO): G protein-coupled receptor signaling pathway
Cellular component (GO): membrane
Molecular function (GO): olfactory receptor activity; G protein-coupled receptor activity
Source: RefSeq, a predicted model, not a curated record
ACUAUGUCUUUGCUCAGGACUAUUUUAAACACAUCUGUCAUCGUUCAUCCUCCAGGCUUCUAUAUCAUUGGAUUUCAAUCAUUUCCCUACAUUAGUGUCUACAUGAUCUUUCUCACAUUUGUCUAUGUGGUUACACUAGUGUUCAAUGGUUUGCUGAUCUACAUAAUUACAUCCAACCACUGCUUACACACUCCAAAGUUUCUGGCUGUUUUCAAUCUGGCAAUAACUGACAUAAUCUUAAACACAAGCACUAUUCCCAGCAUGAUAAAGACAUUUCUUUUUAAGAACAACUUCAUCCCGUUUAAUCUAUGUUUGUUACAAAUGUAUGUCUACUAUGCAUUUGUAUCGUUGGAAUCGUAUGCACUUGCUAUACUUGCCUAUGACAGGUUAAUUGCAAUAUGUCUCCCUCUGCGUCAGAACUUAUUCAACUCAAUGCCGAUCAUGUCUUGUAUUAUUGGCCUGAUUUGGGUUUACAAUCUGGUGAGAGUAGCAUACAGCACGUCCAUCAUGACUCGACUGUCGUAUUGUAACUCUGUCAGAGUGUUCAGUUAUUUCUGUGACUAUGCACCUGUGUUUAGACUGGCCUGUAAUGAUUACACAUUGCAGUGGUCCAUGGCAUCUAAAUCUAGUAUGGUAAACCUGUUGGGCCCCUUUACUUUUAUUCUUCUGUCCUACACUAGUAUCCUGGUGACUGUGUUCAGGAUGAAAUCAGUAAGCAGUAGGUUGAAAGCUCUGGCCACUUGCAUUGAGCAUCUCAUACUUGUUGCUGUAUUUUUCAUUCCAAUAUUCAUCAUUUUCUUAAUGGGGCUUUAUGUGCGAUCCAUUGACCCAGACCAGCGUGUGCUGAGCCUGUCACUGGCCUCUUGCAUCCCACCUUGCAUCAAUCCUAUUGUAUAUUCUUUGAAAACUAAAGAAAUUAAAACCAGAGCCCUCACACUUGUCCAAAGAAUGAAAACAAGUCCAUGA